UGGCCGCUGUCAGAUGGAUUUUGGCCACACGAGAAGCUGCGCCGCCACACAGGGAGACGGUGCGUGCGGCGUCCCGGUGGAGAACCUCUUUGCUUUCUACAAAAUAAACCUAACUGCCGAGAGUCGAGGCGUCCAAGUGAGCGCUCCGGAAAUGUGCAUCCAUGGAAUGAGCAUAGUGAAACUGAGCGCACCUGAGGUUAGCAUCGCCGAAGCAAACAAGUCGCGGUGCUUCUACCUGGAAUGGAGCAUCCCCGGCGACGAGGUGCUGUCUGUGUUAGAGACGGAGUACGAGAUCCAGUUCCGCGAUGUGGCAGAAACGACUUGGAAGCAGGUCAAUUUCACAUCGUCUGAAAAUGCCCCUGGCUUCGCAAACAUCUGCCACGUCGCCCCCUUCACCAACUACUCUGUCCGAGUGAGGGCAAAAUACCUCCAUGAAGUUUCCUUCGCCAUCAGCGGUGAGCGUCCUUCCUGGAGUGACUGGAGCCGUGAGAGAUUUGUGAGGACCCUGUCUGAAGUUCCGUCGACAGGGCCAGCUCUUUGGAGAAAAUUAGGACACGCCGAUGGCUAUGGAAACAGAGUGGUCGUCCUCAUGUGGAAGCCCUUGACGCCAAAGGAGGCAAACGGCGAGAUUCUGGGAUACAGCCUUCACUCACAAAAGAGAGGGGAGCCCGCGAUGCUGCAAUGCUUCACUCCAGACCUACAGUGUAGCCUUCUCCUCCCGGCCGGAGAGGAAUUUACGUUCCUUGUGGUGGCCACCAACAUGGUGGGCAUGUCUCCUCCGACCAAACUCGUACUCCCACCAUCCGGCAGUCACGAAGCUCUGCUGUCCCCGCUGCCCAUCCUGGUGUCUCCUGCAGGGGACCACAGCCUCCUCUUACGCUGGCCCCUCCCAAGCAACCCGAUGACAGCCUACAUUUUCGAAUGGGGUCAACUACCCGCAAAAGAGGGCAGAGAUAUAUCCUGGCAUUAUCAGCCAGCGAGCGUUGGCCAUGCGCUCAUCACAGGGAGCCACUUGGAGCACAGGUGA
This is a messenger RNA of Podarcis raffonei (Aeolian wall lizard), 1027 nucleotides long. Its product is annotated as interleukin-6 receptor subunit beta-like. Gene Ontology annotation, molecular function: cytokine receptor activity; protein binding. The transcript has 7 exons. Gene Ontology annotation, cellular component: external side of plasma membrane. Gene Ontology annotation, biological process: cytokine-mediated signaling pathway. The record is from RefSeq and is a predicted model, not a curated record. Lineage: Eukaryota; Metazoa; Chordata; Lepidosauria; Squamata; Lacertidae. The coding region runs from base 14 to 1027 and encodes 337 amino acids.